GAAAAUUACUCACAGAGCCCAAAUUCACAAUAUUUCCUCUGUUUUCCCUUCCCAGAAAAAAAAACUUGAAAUCUUUAAUCUUGUCGGCCUCAAAAUAUAGUUUCUUGCAUAUUAGAUUUCUACACACUCAGCUAAUAGUUCCGCUUGACCAAUUGUUGUUUACUUUCAAUUGAGCUCAGUUUAAUUGGGAGUUCAAUCGGAGAAAUGAACAUCAAAUCUUGAAUUCGCAGCUGAAAAUUCAAAUGGCGAUCAAAGGGGUUGAUUUCAAGUGGUAUGAUGGGUUCUUCUUGUCUAUGCUAGCUACAAGUGUAAUCAUUGUGGCAAUCAAUUGGAAGAGAUACCAUUCAUGUGCUAACCCUUUGCACAUAUGGAUUGUGGUUGACUAUACGACUGUGUUCAUUUUCCGGCUCUUGAUGUUUGUUGAUAAUGGGUUGGCUGCCGGAAUGGGAUUAGAUCUUGGUUGGCAGCAGAGAUAUAAACGUUUUUACGGAAGGAUUGUUGUGCUGUCCAUCCUUGUUCUGCUACUUUAUCCCUUCCUUCUGGCUUGGACGGUCAUUGGUACUCUUUGGUUCAAUCGUUCAAGAACCUGCUUGCCAGAAGAUGGUCAAAAAUGGGGUUUCCUUAUUUGGCUGCUAUUCAGCUAUUGUGGACUCGUUGGCAUUGCUUGCAUCUGUAUGGGAAAGUGGUUAACAAGGAGACAGGCACAUCAAUUGCGUGCACAACAAGGGAUCCCCGUUUCAGAAUAUGGAGUUCUAGUCGACAUGGUUAGAGUGCCAGAUUGGGCCGUUGAAGCUGCUGGGCAAGAGAUGAGAGGGAUGGUCAAGAUGCAGGAAGUAGCGAUGUACCACCCAGGACUUUACAUGACCCCAGCUCAGAGAGAAGCAGUUGAGGCACUUAUUCAAGAACUUCCAAAGUUCAGGCUCAAGGCAGUUCCAACUGAUUGCAGUGAGUGUCCAAUAUGCUUGGAGGAGUUUCGCGUUGGAAACGAG
Salvia splendens (bonfire salvia) is the source of this 989-nucleotide messenger RNA. RefSeq names its product E3 ubiquitin-protein ligase SIS3. The annotation marks the transcript as partial. The transcript is spliced from 9 exons. Gene Ontology annotation, biological process: sugar mediated signaling pathway. NCBI's taxonomy places the organism in Eukaryota, Viridiplantae, Streptophyta, Magnoliopsida, Lamiales, Lamiaceae. The record is from RefSeq and is a predicted model, not a curated record. Gene Ontology annotation, molecular function: ubiquitin-protein transferase activity.